AUGUCAGCUUCUCAGUCACCGUUUGCGCUCCUCAUCGCCAUCACCCAGUACAAGUAUCCGAUCCAAUACAGAAAGCUGCACUCUCCCACCAGAGACGCUGAAGCUGUCAGCCAGUAUCUUCAGGAGGAGAUCGGAGCGACACCCUCCCGUAUCCGCAAGCUCUACGAUAGCUCUGCAACUCGCAAGGCGAUAAUCAGUGAGCUCAAAUAUCUUGCAAGACGCAAAGAUAUCCAGAAAGACGAUCCCAUCAUCAUAUACUAUGCUGGCCACGGCUGCGAGGUCAAGGCGCCUAAGGGUUGGGACGAUGCCGGCGAAUACAUCCAAGCUCUCAUACCUCAUGACUUCAACGAAAGCAAUCUCGACACGGCUCUUCCGGAUCGAACCAUCGGAGCCCUUCUCGCGAAAAUUGCGGCAGCGCAUGGCGAUAACAUUACUGUGAUUUUUGAUUGUUGUCACUCCGGAUCGAUUACUCGAGGGGAAACUUCCGCCGCACACGGAAAUAUACGUGGGCUCGGCAGAUUAGAAGGCAUUAUAUCCCCUCAAAUCGACGAAGAAAUAUGGGCUGACGUUGUGGAAAACCAUCGCGGACUCAAUCCUCAACAAAAACAUCACCACAGCAGCUUGAGAUCUCAUGUAUUACUCGCAGCAUGCGGCGCCAAGGAAGAGGCCACAGAGUAUUCCAGCGGAGGGGCCUUCACAUCGGCUCUUCUUAAGGAGCUCUACUCAGUCGGCCAUAGCCAAGUCACAUACGCCGAGCUGAUUCGUCGCCUCCCGUUAAUACCAGGACAAAACCCUCAAUGCGAAGGACACAAUGCUGGUCGUAUUUGCUUCGACUCCAAACCACCCGUACCAAAGAGGCAGUGGUUUGGCAUCAAGACUGGGACACAGAAUGGCCGAGUAUUCUACAAAAUCGAAGCAGGCACGGCUCAUGGAAUUACGGAAGGCGCGCAGUUUGCCGUGUAUCCCACUCAGACGCCCCUUCCAGAUGAGGCCCCGCUCGUGCACGUUGUUGCUUCGGUGUUCGCCGCUCAGACACGUGCAGGCACCAAAGAAGAUCUCCGGCUGUUUAUUCCAAAGAAUGACAAGGAUAAUUCUUCUUUCAAAGUCGUAUAUGAUACCCUUGAAGCGAUGAGCGAAGUUCAGGUCGAUCAAGCCGACCCUGCUCCCGCACCGGUAAUUACUUGUACAAAGAAGAGCAAGGCGGAGCUUGGUGUGCUACUCGAUGGAUCUAGGCUCUUUAUCGAGAUACUAGACCCGUUGAUCACAGUGCAUGGUUUGACAAGAUUGCAAUACCCACUCCCUCGCCAGAUUCCCUUGGCUGCUUCCUUUCUGCGAGCGGCUGCACACUAUCAUCGAUACCUGCAUCGUAUCCAAGGAACCAGUGGACUGCUCGAUGACAUCAAGAUUGAGUUCACCGAGUUGGCGUCUGACGGAAAUGGCUUCUGCAAGCCUACCGGAGACAACAUGAUAGGAGCCGGCGUGGUUGAUAUCCCUGUCAAGGAAGGGGUAUUUUAUGGAGUCAAAAUUACCAAUACGUCCAACAAGGAUCUGUAUCCCAGCGUAUUCUUCUUCAACGCCCUCGACCUGAGCAUCGACUCCGUAUACGAGUGCGCUGCCGCAAGAACAGGCAAGGUAGACAGCCCGCUUCCAGCCAAAGGCUGCCUGACCAUUGGGUAUGGUUCUGGAGGCAGUGAGCCAUUCGACUUUUGCUUGUCCCAGGACGUCGAAGUGUCUUUGCUCAAGUUUUUCAUUGCGGAUCGAUAUGUGGAUAUGAGUCACGUCGCUCAGCGCUCUGCAUUCGAGAAACGCGGCGGCAAGGAAGGGGAGGGCUUACACGGAAAGGAAGAUGCUUGGUGUACUACCGUUGUCAGCGUCGUGCAACGUCGGCCUACCAAUUAA
Serendipita indica DSM 11827 is the source of this 1899-nucleotide messenger RNA. The record is from the annotation of a GenBank genome assembly. Lineage: Eukaryota; Fungi; Basidiomycota; Agaricomycetes; Sebacinales; Serendipitaceae.